ACCCGGGGUAAAAAGAAAAGCCCUCGUGCGGGGGUGUAUGGUAUAUGCGUGUAGGAGUCGCGUGUGCGGUGCGCGCGUCGCUCUACGCUACACCCGUUCAUUGAUCAGAAUUCGGAACGGAAAGUAGAGUGCUUGAGCGGAGCGCGGACGACAUCUUCAGUGGCCGUGAGUGUCAUGUCAUGAGAUGUCCCGAGACGCGUACGUGGGGGGCAGCCGGUCCCCGCGGGGCGUGAGACUGCCCACCGUGGACCGGUCCCCCAGCCGAGUGUACCCUGGCGGCAGCCCCGUCGGCCGGAAGCCCCUGCGGCAGACCCGCUCCGGCAACAACUCCCCCGAGCACACCUACGGCUACCACCACUCGCCGUACUACCGCGACGAGGACCUGGGCAGCCCCAUGCUGGAGGAGCGCGGGCGGCCCGUAGCCGUGGGGCCCGGCCACCACCGGUCGCGGAGCGCCACGCGGCCCGCCAACCCCAUGUCGGUGCGCUACCAGUCGCUGGACCGCACCGUCGUCGACCACGACCGCGAGUUCCUGCCCAUCCGCGACCGCCGCGACCGCUCCCUCGACCGCGGACUCUACUUCGACGACGAGCCCUACAGCACCCGGUCCGCGCGGCAGUCGCCCACCUCGCACCAGCCCUUCAUCGGCGAGCUCCAGCACCAGAACUCGGACCUCCAGCGCGAGCUCGGCAACCUCAAGAAGGAACUCGAACUCACCAACCAAAAGCUCGGCUCCUCCAUGCACUCCAUCAAGACCUUCUGGAGCCCGGAGCUCAAGAAGGAGCGGGCGCUCAGGAAAGAGGAAUCCGCCAAGUACAGCCUCAUCAACGAUCAGCUCAAAUUACUCAGCAGUGAGAAUCAGAAACAAGCAAUGCUGGUUCGGCAGCUGGAAGAGGAGUUGAGGAUGCGGAUGCGUGGUCCAAGCAUAGAGAUGCAGCAGCAGAUGGAAGCGUUGUACCAAGAGAAUGAGCAUUUAACUAGAGAGAUAGCCAUCCUGCGCGAUACCAUAAAGGAGUUGGAGCUUCGGAUUGAGACACAAAAGCAGACUCUGCAAGCUCGCGAUGAGAGCAUCAAGAAGCUUCUGGAGAUGCUCCAGAACAAGGGAAUGGGUAAAGAGGAGGAGAGGCAGAUGUUCCAGCAAAUGCAGGCCAUGGCCCAAAAGCAGGAGCUUCAAGCGGCCAACGAGACGUUGCGCGUGCUGCAAUCGCAGCUGGAGCUGGUGCCCUCGCCCUCCAGCAGCACGGUCAGACUGCUCCUGGAUACGAAAAACGCUAGAAUAGCGACUUUGGAGCGCGAGGUCAACUUGCUGGAAAGCGAGGUGGAGCGGCUGGGCGGGGGCACCCAACCUCCCCUUCCGUCGAGUACCGCGGACAUUCCUCAGGCUCUUCCUAUUAAGCGACAACUGGACGAGUUCCGGGUGGAGAUCCAACGACGUGACCAGGAGAUCCUCGCCAUGGGAGCCAAAAUGAAAACACUUGAGGAACAACACCAAGACUACCAGCGCCAUAUCGCUGUCCUCAAGGAGUCGCUAUGCGCUAAAGAGGAACACUACAACAUGCUCCAAACCGAUGUCGAGGAACUCCGGCAACGACUCGAAGAAAAAAACAGACACAUCGAAAAGAAAACCCAACAGCACCAACAGGAACGCGCUCGGGCCGCCGCCGAAAUUGCUGAACUAAGAGAACACAUGGACAUCAAAGACCGCAAAAUCAACGUCCUUCAAAGAAAGGUCGAAAACCUCGAAGACCUCCUUAAAGAAAAAGACAACCAAGUCGAUAUGGCCAGAGCCAGGCUUUCGGCAAUGCAAGCCCAUCAUUGCUCUUCCGAAGGUGCAUUAUCAUCUCUCGAAGAGGCAAUCGGUGACAAGGAAAAGCAAAUGAAUCAAUUACGCGAACAGCGAGAUCGCGCCGAACAAGAAAAGCAAGAAGAGCGCGAACUCCACGAACGCGAAAUAGCCGAAUACAAAAUGAAAAUCCACGCUCUAAACAGCGAAGUAGAGAAACUCAGCGCCCGCCUCGAGCGGGCACAAACCGACCGCGACCGCCUCGAAUCCAAACUGGAAAGCUCUCAGUCGGAAUUGGGCAAAUCAAAGGCCGAACUCGACAAAGCAACGAUAGAAGUAGGUCGCAGCGGCGCCGACUGGGAGCAAGCCCGCCAGCGUUUGGCGCGUUUAGAGCUGGAAAACGAACGGCUGAGACAGGAUAACGAGAGGCUCAGACAGGAUGCGGACCGGUCGCAAAUCACAUUUGGCAGAAAUACGUUCAGCAGCUCCCACGAGCUGGACCGAGCGCAGGAACGCGUCGAUAAGACGUCCUCGGACUUGAGGAGAUGCCAGGCCGAGUUAAGAGUGACGCAAGCCGACGCUGAGAGAGCCCGAGCUGAAGCUUCAGCCCUGCAGGACAAGCUGGAAAAGUCGCAGGGGGAAGUGUACCGCCUCAAGGCGCGCCUAGAGAAUUCCCAUCAGGAACAAGACAGCCUUCGCGAGGAGCUCGAGAGAGCUCAAUCGACUACCGCCAGAUUGCACGCAGACAAGGACAAAGCGUAUGCAGAAUUGGAGAAGGCUCGAGAGGAAUUGGAGCGUGUACAGGCGACCUUGGGAAAGGCUCAAUUACAACAAGACAAAUUACAGAACGCUCUAGACAAAGCACAGACAGAGGUCGACAAGUUGCAAGAAAGGUUAGACAAGUCAGCUGGGGAGACCAGAAGAAUACAACUGGAGAAGGAAAAGCUAGGAUACGAUUUAGAGAAUAUCCAGUCGCAGUUGGACAAGGCUCUAGGCCAGUCUGCUCGCAUUCAGAAAGAAAGGGAAACCGCCCAACUAGAAGCAGAUCGUCUUAGAGAUAAGUGUGAAAAAUGUCAGAUGGCUUUAACACGUCUCCAGAAAGAGAAAGACGCCUAUCAAGAUGAUUACGAAAAACUCAAGGAAAAGGUUGAAAUGCAAUUAAAUCAAAUCAAUAAAAUUCAAAGAGAACGAUCCGACAUAGAACACGAAUUAGACGUAAUCAAAGAAAGAUGGGAGAAAGGACAUAUCCUCCAACAAAAAUUACAAAUGGAAAGAGACGAAGCAUUUACAGAAAUCGAUAUUUUGAAAGAGAAAUUAGAAAAAGCCAUAUAUGCCUCACAAAAGGCAAUAGACGAUCGAGAAAAUAUGCAUAAAGAAUUUGAAAAAGUCUUGGAGAAAUACGAUAGGUCCCAAAGUGAUCUCUACAGGAUUCAAAAUAAAUUAGAUACAGUGCAAGCUGAAAAAGACCGAUUAGAAUUAGAAGUCGAAAAACAACAAUUACUGGCAACGAAAACACGCGAGGACCAACGUAAAGUACAAGACGAAUUACAGAGAACUCAGGAAUUGUACGAUCGAGCGUCGAUUCAGUUAAGCCGAACGAAAGAAUUGGAAGAAAAGUCUAAAGAAGAGCUGCAGCGUAUGGGCAUGGAUUUGGAAAUGGUCCGCGACAGAUACGAAAAAUGUCAAAUGGAGCUUCGGAGAUUACAAAGCGAAAAAGAAAAGUUCCAAUCAGAGAACGAAAGACUUCAAUACGAGCUCGAACGCGUGCACGCACAAAGCGGCAAAGCACAAGCCGCUUACGAAAAGAGUCAGGAAGAAAUCGCAAGAUUGCAAGUCGAAGUUGAAAAAGCGCACGACAAGCAUGACAAACUGCAAAACGAAUUCCGUAAAAUUGUUGCCGAGUAUGACGCCUUACGGGAGACCAACACUGGUCCCACGAGUAGAUACUCGAAAUAUGACCGAGAUGACAGAACGAAGGAGGAAAAUGAUAGAUUACGGGCCGAGGUCGAGAGGCUGAGAGAGAGAUUAGACAAGACUCUAACUGAUUUGGACAGAUCUAGGAAAGACUUAGCUUUGGCCGAAAGCACGCGAACUAAAUACAGUUACGAGCAGGAGAAGGAACGCUCUGUCGAAUUGGAUCGACUCAGAGACGAAUUACAGAGGACUAUGGGCAAUAACCAACAGCUCGAAACUAAAUUACACGAAGUUACGAUGCAACUGGACCUGGCGAGGCAAGAAGUGGCGAAGGUGUCAGGUGGACAAGACAAACAGCGACAUGAGCUGGAGCGUGCGAUGAUCGAAUGCGAGAAACUCCGAGACAGACAUGACAAGCUCAAGAUGCAAAUUGAAAAAUAUGAGAAAGAGAAUGAGAAAUUACGGCUGGAGUUGGCUCAAGCCGAGCGGCGGCAGACGCUUGCUGCUGACAAAGUGAGGAACGACGAGCGAUUAGAAAUUGAACGUCUUAAAGAGAAACUCGAGAAAGCUAUCCAGGCUAGAGACGCCACUGAACUGGAAGCCGGCAGAUUGGCACAAGAAUUGGAAAAGUCGCAGAUGCAUCUGGCCAAGGCUUUGGAAACUAACGAAGCAACGAAGAUUGAAUUCGAACGUAUGGCGAACGAAUUAGCCCGCAUGCAUGAACGAAUCGAAAGAGACAAGCUGGAUUGGAAGACAAUGGAGCAAGAACGUGACGUGUUACGAGCCGAACUGCAACAAGUGCGAAGCGGACUUGACACUCAAAGACGCACCAUGGAUCACCGAACACAAGAAACAAUCGUCAAACUCCAACAAGAGCUGGCUCAAGCGUCCCGAGAGAAGGAAAAAAUGGCCUCGCUCCUAGAAAAACAAGGCCGACAAGGCGACUCCAUCGAGAAACAAAUAAUCAAAUACGAAGCGGACAUUAAACAAUUAACCAUGGAACGAGACCAAUUAGUAAUACAAUUAGAAAAAUCGCAAGACAUGUUAAUGAACUUCCAGCAAGAACUCAACCAGAGUGAAGCGGAACUGGAGAAGCACAAAGCAGAAGUGGCCCGACUUAAAGCCGAACAGAAGAAGAUGUCGCAAGACGUGGAGCGUGGAACCAAGGAAAUCAUCGAAAAUCGGGACCGGGAGAUCACAAAACUGCGCCAAGAACUGGCGUCGGUGCAAAAAGAACGCGAUAACCACAGACAACGUGCAGAGAAAGCUGAGAAACGAUUACAAGAGUCUGGAGCUCGUGGCGAUUCUGAAUUGGAACAGUGGCGCAAAGUUGUCGAACAGGAAACCAACAGAGCCGACCAAGCGGAGAAAACUGCCCAAGAUUUGCAAAAACGUAUUCAAGUUAUGGAAAAACAACUGCAACAGCAGUUACAACAAAUGGCCCAGUACCAGAAAGAACGAGGUAUCCAACCACCUCCCCAGGAUGAUAAGGAACUUAACAGGCUGCGCAAAGAACUGGAGAAGGCCCAAAUGGAAAUCAAAAAUAGCAGCACGGAAAAAGAACGGUUACAAUCACAACUUGAAAUGCUUGUGCAAGAAUUGGAAAGAAACCAGCUCGAACUUCACGAAACUACGAAGAAGAUGCAAAGCAUGGGUGCGCAGAGAGGCGCUGAAGACGUGUCAGCACAAAGGAGACAACUGGAGGAAGAAAGAAAACGGUUUGAGGAACACAGAAAACAAGUCGAGGAGCAAAGGAAAGCCGUGGAAAGUAAGCAGAGACAGAUAGAAGAAAAGGAAAGAGCGUUUGCCGAGGUUGACAAACAAUUAAAGAAGAGGAAAGAACAAAUGGACCAAUUAGAAAUUUCGUUACAAAAAGCCGGCGGAAGUGCAGCUGCAGCUGGAGAACUAAACAAGAAAUUGUCGGAAGCCGAAAAGAAUUUAGAAAAAGCUCAAGAAGAAGCAAAACGAUCAGCUGCAGAAAUGGAGAGACUAUUACAAUUAGUACAAAUGAGUCAAGAAGAGCAAAAUGCAAAAGAAAAGCAGAUUAUGGAUUUACAACAGGCAUUAAAGACUGCACAGGCCAAACUAAAGAGCCAGCAACAAGUGAAUGCACAAUUAGAAGAACAAAGAAAAAAGGAGGAGGUAAAUAAAGAGGGGGAUCUUGUAAUUUUCAAUUUACAAGAAAAAGAUAGCGAGUUAAGAGAAGAACUUUUAUCGAAACAAAAAUACAUUGUUGAAUUGGAGGAUACCCUGGAUUCAUACGAGCAAGCAAUGAAAGAGUACAAAAAUGAAAUUAAAAUACUCGAAACCAAGUUGGAGAACAAAGAAGUGACAAUUAACGACCUGCAGAACAGCUGUAUCAAAGCAGACGAUGCGAGAAGACUCCAGAAGGAAGUUGACCAGAAAUCGAAUAUCAUCCUACAAUUGAAGGGACAAUUGGAAGGAUUAGAACAAAGUCAACUUACUACUGACGGAGAUUUUGAAGAUUUAGCUAGAUCAUCAGAAGAAAAAGAUGUCAGAAUUAGUGAGUUGGAAGAGGCGCUUAGAGAAAGUAUGAUCAUUUCUACUAAGCGGGAAGCGGUUUUGCAUCAAGAGGAGUCGAAAAGGAAACAAAUUUUGGAAAAAGUAUCAAAAUUAGAACAAAGACUGCUGUCUUUGCAAUCUGCUCAAGCAAUGCGUUGUCAUGCUUGUCGUCCGUACGUUUCGCGGAUGACCAAACUUGAAACAAAACUUUCUCAACUUGUUGCUGAACGAAAGCAACAUCUCCAAGAACUUGCCCAAAUGAAACGGGAAGCUUUGGAAUCUGCAAUCAGUGAAAAGGAUGCACAUUUAGCCUUGCUGGAAAUGACGGGGAUUCGAAAUGCAAGACACGCUGACGAAGCCGAUCGUCUUCGAACGGACAAGCGAAGACUGGUCGACCGACUUAAGAAAGAGACUGAGUUGAGCGUUUCCUUGAACGAAACGGACGAAGAUGAGCGAUCCUUUUACAGUUUAUACGAAGAAGACGAAGCUCAAAAAGAUUCCCUCGACCCAACUUGAGCUAAAACCAAAUUUACCAAAGAUUCCAAUGAUCUCAGCAAUAAAGAAUAUUUAUAGGCAACCGUUAUCAGGUUGCCGCCAUUAUUUCAGAAGCACUGCCUGUAAACUUGUAUUAAGUACCACAUAAACAUUGUGAACGUGUUAGUUUAUUAUUGUUACCUGUUCGAGUUUAGACAUGACAAUAAUUAAUGGAAUGGGGCAGAAUUGUUUCCGGUAGUUCGGUUGUCUUACUGAAACAUUUAAAAACACUCAACAUUGGCGAAUUUUUUGUGAUCUGUUUUAUUCUGCAGUGUUGGACUUGAUUUCGAUGCUCUCUUGUAAAGCGGCUAUAAUUUUUUUAUAGAUCAUUUUUAAAUUACAAAUCGAUGCGGCCGACCCGAGUCCGGUUACUUUAAGUCCGCUGUGCGUGUAUGUGUGAAUUUUUGCCACCGUUUGCGGCCCUGAUAAGUAUUAAAUAUUUUAUACAAAACUAGUUCAGCGAAAAUUAGAAAAACCCAAAUUUGAGUAACAUUCCUGUAGCAACGUUUCGAACAUUCCGUUAGAGUUUAGGUUGAAAACGACGCUGCAAGUGGUGGCAUAGCGCCUCCUAUUUUAUAAAAAGCUGGUAUGUUAUACUUUGAGUACAAAUGAAAUAUUGUAUUUCUCCAUGCAAAUACGUAUUACACAUUUGUCAUCUAAAACGUUCGGAGUAAAUAAUUUCAAAUGCCUUGUAUAUCAAUUUGUACAUUCAUUAUCAUAUCAUAGGCCGAGCAACACUGCCAUCUCGUGCCAUUAUCAUAAUAAACAGCGUCUGAGAGCCCCUGUAAAUAGUGCGCCCAGCCAGCUUCUCCACGUUGUGUCUCUCCGUACGUAGCGGUAGAAUUUACAAGAGUAGAUAGAUGAAGACCAAGUGCGCAAACGCACAUUUUAUUAAUUAUUAUCUCUAUUUAUUAAUUCUCUUCCGUGUCGCUUUUAGAACAUCUACUGGUUGGGCGAACAUGCGGGUGUCGUUUCUACUUGUGCCCGCAUUUUAGGGACUGAUGAGCCCUGGUCCGCAACUCUCCACUCUUCCUCUGCUGUUUUGUUGCCAUCCAAUGAAUAACAUUUCAAAUUUGAACCAAACGCCUGCAAACGUCCUUACAUCAAGUCUAAGAGGGUUCCUACAGGGAGUUGCGGACCAGCGCGCCCUAAACUUUGUUAAGCGAAUUUAACUCUAAUCUAUAAUAAAAUUUCAUCCCUCAGUGUUAAAGUAUAUUAUGGCAAAUAUUAAACUAAGCACAAUAAGUAUGUAACAACGGUUAUGAUGUAUAGUUAGGGUAGUCACGACUUGAAAGAUUCAUUAUCAGAGGUUUUGAUGUAAAUAAUUUUGUUGAUUUCUUCCUAAUCGCGGUUCAAGCUUCGUUUCAUUGUAACAGGAUCAAACAACAGUUUUCGUUUGGUUUGCUUAAUCGCAUUGUGUGUCUGUUAUGAAUAAUAACGCAUCUAAUAUAUAAUUUAAUGGCAUAAUAUCAUCUCUUCCUCUUGACACCCAUCGAAACCUCACCACUUAAUGUCACCUAACAUAUCUCAUCCAAACUUAUAUCAAAUUGCUUUUUAUAUAAUGUUAAUAAAAUUUGGAACUUGGAAUAGGAUGGAUAAAAUUGUUAGCAGUUACAAUAAUAAAUGUUAAUUGUUGAGUACAGACGUUGUACGAAAUAAUUUCGUCUGCAGUUGAGGUUUUAACGAUGUAAGCAAUCUAUUAACCGGGACAGCUACCACUUCAGUCGGAACCCUUCAAGUGCCAUGUGUGCUUCCGAAAUUACCCCAUGAGGGCUCUUAUGCAUCUGUUAAUGGCUUGCUUACAUUUUAAAAUGUAUAGAAAACUAGUCUAAGUAGUUCAUGUUACUUUCUUAAGUUGGUACUGAUUUAUUUAUGUCACGCUGUUGUAAAAACAUGUUAAGAACGAUGUAUGAAAGUGUGAAAAGAAAGUGAUACAAAAACAA
This is a messenger RNA of Tribolium castaneum (red flour beetle), 8697 nucleotides long. RefSeq names its product bruchpilot (gene brp). Gene Ontology annotation, biological process: neuromuscular synaptic transmission; regulation of synaptic plasticity; maintenance of presynaptic active zone structure. The coding region runs from base 185 to 6736 and encodes 2183 amino acids. Gene Ontology annotation, cellular component: cytoskeleton of presynaptic active zone. The transcript has 17 exons. The record is from RefSeq and is a predicted model, not a curated record. Lineage: Eukaryota; Metazoa; Arthropoda; Insecta; Coleoptera; Tenebrionidae. Gene Ontology annotation, molecular function: structural constituent of presynaptic active zone.